Messenger RNA from Saccharomycopsis crataegensis, 1263 nucleotides. RefSeq lists its product as uncharacterized. The record is from RefSeq and is a predicted model, not a curated record. Bases 1 to 1263 code for a protein of 420 amino acids. Gene Ontology annotation, molecular function: protein binding. NCBI's taxonomy places the organism in Eukaryota, Fungi, Ascomycota, Saccharomycetes, Ascoideales, Saccharomycopsidaceae. The transcript has a single exon.
AUGAAUGAACUUCCUAGAGAAAUCUUGCAUCGUAUAUUUGAAUUCACCGAUUUCCGAGUUUUAAUCGAUUUGUACCCGAUUUUUCAUGACCAGCAUGGGUUAUUAGAAUGCAUCAAGCUGGUGAUUUUUGAGACGGUUGAAAUAUCCGAUGACGAAACUGAAAUUGAGUUUAUAAAUAUUGGUUCUGAUGAUUUGCGUAUUAGGUUGAGCAAUGUGGUUAUCUCGACCAAAGAGUUGGAUAAAUUGAAAAGAUUGGAAAAAUACAUCAAGGAGGCGGGGAUCAAUAAAUGUGAUAGGACAUCAUUGAGUCAAGUGUCAAAAGUUUUAACAGAUCUACGGUAUUUGAAAAAAUUAAGCACAGAUAAAAGACUCUGUUUAGCUCGUUCAUUGGUGGAGAUUGAGAUCCCGUGGGAAGAAGAUUUGCCGAUUUGUGGCGAUAAUGAUAGUUUAGAAAAAUUGGUGCUUACAAGAGGAGUCCUGACGUUACUGACGAGGUUUAAACCCCAUGAUUAUCAUUUCCCGCAAUUGAAAUCAUUUGAAGGACGGUUGAGUUUUGGAAAUUUGGUAGGGAAACAAUGGGUAGGGUAUCCGAACCUUGAAAGUUUGAAGAUUACCUUUAGUAUUAGACCUACGUUCACUUUGAACGAUGUGAAUUCGAAAUAUUUCCCCAAGUUGCAACGGUUGACGAUCCUUGAUGCACAAGCUAGUUGGUUCAGGGAAUUCCCUGGCGACCAAGGAACCGUCAUGAUCGGUAACAUUGAUAUCCAAUCUUUGGUAUAUCUUGAAUCAUCGGGAACCCCUGAUGCAGAGGGUUGGAAAUGGGAUAGUCUAAGGAAUUUGCGGGAACUAGUAUGGACCAUUGGCAAACUCACUGAUUUUGAAAAAAUCUGUAGAUCAUUACCCAAACUAGAACGGGUAUCGUUUAGAAAUACCAAAGAAGGAAUGGCACUGAUGAAAUGCCUACAACAUCUUAAAAAACUCGAGUAUUUGGAGUUGAUUGAUCAAGGGAUUGAGAAUAUUGAAGGGGUUGAUGGGUUGAGUAACUUGAAGGAGUUGUGUUUGGAGAGUAAUCGCAUUGAAAAAAUUGAAAAUUUGCAGAAAUCAAGCAAGCUUAAAAAAUUAAUUCUUAACAACAACAGGAUUCUGAGGAUUGGAAACUUGGGGUAUUUGGAGAACUUGCAAGUAUUGGAUGUUUCUAAGAAUUACAUUUCUGAAGCUGGUGAGUUGAGGAAAUUCAGUAAUUUGGUGAGACUCUCGAUAUGA